Abrus precatorius (Indian licorice) is the source of this 600-nucleotide messenger RNA. RefSeq lists its product as uncharacterized. Lineage: Eukaryota; Viridiplantae; Streptophyta; Magnoliopsida; Fabales; Fabaceae. Bases 1 to 600 code for a protein of 199 amino acids. The transcript has a single exon. The record is from RefSeq and is a predicted model, not a curated record.
AUGUUGAGCAUUCUGGGAAAGGUCUUUGCCAUGAGUGGAACAGAAACUUCACAAUCUAAGGAGCUGAUCAGAGGUAAAUGUGUUAUAAGACAGAGGUUACUAGAUGUGUUGUUUGACUCGGGUGCCACGCACUCAUUUGAUUUGGAUUGUGUGAAAUGCUUAGGUUUGUCUGUAACUGAAUUACCAUGUAACAUGGUGGUGACUACCCCUACAAGUAAAUCGAUUGUAACCUUAUUGGCGUGUCUGGGGUGUUCUGUAAUGGUGCAUGGUAGGGACUUUGAGGUGAACUUCAUUUGUUUGCCUCUUUCUCAAUUGGACGUGAUUUUGGGAAUGAAUUGGUUAUCCACCAACCAUAUUUUGUUAGACUGCAAGGAGAAAACCUUGAUCUUUGGUGAGUCAACAUUAGAAAUUCCUAGACUUUUAGGUCAAAGUGCGUGGGAGAACACGGUUAAUGCUAAGACCUUUAUGGUCAUGUUCUCACUAGAAGCUGAAAGUGGGGUAAGGCCAGAGCAUAUUCCAAUGGUGAGGGAUUUCUUAGAAGUUUUCCCUAAUGAUGUUUCAGAGUUGCCACUAGAGAGAGAGGAUAGAAUUCACCAUUGA